AUGUUUUCCAGCUUCACCAAAACGGCGAUAUUCGCCUCCUUACUAGGAAACGCGGCAGCUGCGAUAGAUCCUAUCGUCGCCAAGGGUCAAUACUUCUUCUAUUCAUCAAAUGGCACCCAAUUCUUCAUCAAGGGCGUAGCCUAUCAACAAGGCAUCGGCCCUGGCGGCACAGCAGAGGGCAACCAGGCCACGUUUAUUGAUUCGCUGGCGGACACAGCAAGCUGCACGCGCGACAUCCCAUUCCUCCAGCAGCUCGGCACCAACACGAUCCGUGUCUAUGCCAUCGACCCAACGGCUGACCACCAAGUAUGUAUGAAUGCCCUCGCGGACGCAGGUAUCUACGUGAUUGCAGACCUCAGUGUGCCCGGCGAGUCCAUCGAGCGUGACAACCCUAGCUGGAACACGGAUCUUUUUGCUCGGUACCAGGGCGUCAUUGACAAUCUCGGCCAAUUCCCGAACACGAUCGGCUUCUUUGCCGGCAAUGAGGUCACCAACAACAAGACCAACACCGAUGCCUCUGCGUUCAUCAAGGCCGCAGUCCGUGAUUCCAAGGCGUACAUCCAGUCCAAGAACUUUGGUCGCUGGCUCGGUGUUGGUUAUGCCACCAACGACGACGCGGAGACCAGAGAUAACCUGGCCAACUACUUCAACUGCGGUCAGGACCAAGCCAGUGCUGUUGACUUCUGGGGUUACAACAUCUACGAAUGGUGUGGCCAGAGCACCUUCCAAGCGAGCGGGUAUGAGGAGCGAACGCAGGCCUUUGCGAACUACUCAGUCCCGGCUUUCUUCUCCGAGUAUGGGUGCAACAACCCCGGCGGUGGAGCGUCGAGGGUCUGGCAGGAAACCGGAGUGCUGUACAGUGACCAGAUGAACAAGGUUUGGAGCGGAGGAAUUGUGUACGAGUUCUUUCAGGAGCAAAACGACUUCGGUCUCGUGGACGUUUCCGGCACCACCGUCACACCCCGAAAGGACUUCCAGGCUCUUGCAACUGCCGUCGCGGGAACAGCGGCAGACACGGCCAACCCGAGCAUCUCCAUGAACUCGUACACUGCGUCCAAUGUCCCCCGCCAGUGCCCAGCCGUCACGGCCGGCCUGUGGGAGGCCGCCGAGGCACUGCCGCCUACGCCCAACGCGACGCUGUGCGAGAACAUGGUGGCGUCGUCGUCCUGCGUGCCGUCGGAUGCAGUCACAAGCGACGCUGAGAAGAUCGGUACGCUGUUCGGAACCGUGUGCGGAAUGGACGCCACCGCGUGCGCGGGCAUCACGUCCAACGCGACCACGGGCAAAUACGGCGCUUUUGUCAUGUGCAACCCGGUACAGCAGCUCACGCACGCGCUCAACUCGUACUACACGAACCAGAAGAAGGCCAGCACCGCGUGCAACUUCGCCGGCCAGGCCAAGGUCGUCUCGCCCACCGAGGCGGCCAUCACGCCCAGCUCGGGCUCCUCGAGCUCUGGGUCCUCAAGCGGAUCAUCGUCCAGCGGUGGUUCCGGCUCGGUAAGUAGUUCUAGUGCGAGCCCUAACCCAAGCACCAGUGCGAACUCCACCGCCCCAGCCUCAUCGUCCAGCAGCUCAAGCGCCUCUUCUCAGCAGGGUGGUACGGCUGCCACGUCUGGGCAAACCUCCGGCAGCUCCGCGUCUCAGAACGGCACGGUGGGUGCUUCUGGAGACCAAGGAGCCGGCGGCAAAUCUCAGGGUGGCGAUACUACUGCUGAGAAGGGCAGCUCCGGCGGCUCUUCUGCGCUUCCUUCAUCUGUGAGCCCUUCGUCUGCGAGUCCUUCUGCGAGCCCAUCUGCGAGUUCUGCUUCUUCCGAUACCUCCUCGUCCGAUGCUUCUUCUGAUGCCUCCUCCAAUGUUGCUUCUGGUGCUUCUUCUGCGGAUGCGACCCCUGCUUCUUUGGCUUCUAGCGCGAGCGAAAGUGCCUCUCAGGGAUCUAACAGUGCUACCGUUGUUCAGGCCUCGCACGCCGCCGGCCGCUUCUCCGGCAUCGAGAACACCGGCCUGCUCCUUGCUGCCGUCGCAGUUAUUGCAUCGACUUUGCUAUAG
Diaporthe amygdali is the source of this 2046-nucleotide messenger RNA. RefSeq lists its product as uncharacterized. The record is from RefSeq and is a predicted model, not a curated record. Gene Ontology annotation, biological process: fungal-type cell wall (1->3)-beta-D-glucan biosynthetic process. Gene Ontology annotation, molecular function: 1,3-beta-glucanosyltransferase activity. Bases 1 to 2046 code for a protein of 681 amino acids. Gene Ontology annotation, cellular component: cytoplasm; fungal-type cell wall. The transcript is spliced from 3 exons. NCBI's taxonomy places the organism in Eukaryota, Fungi, Ascomycota, Sordariomycetes, Diaporthales, Diaporthaceae.